Messenger RNA from Alternaria rosae, 3762 nucleotides. RefSeq lists its product as uncharacterized. Bases 1 to 3762 code for a protein of 1253 amino acids. The record is from RefSeq and is a predicted model, not a curated record. NCBI's taxonomy places the organism in Eukaryota, Fungi, Ascomycota, Dothideomycetes, Pleosporales, Pleosporaceae. The transcript has a single exon.
AUGUCCACAGACGGCGAACAGGGCCCGCUGGCCAGCAACGAUAAUGGCGAAGGUGCCCCAGCUCCUGCGGUACCCGCAGCACCAGUCGCACCCGUGCGAGAAACCAACGAAUAUGUGAUCAGCAGAUGGAUGGACCGAAUAUAUCUCGACUACCCUCAUCUAGGGAAUUCUCUGGCAGUCACGAUGAGGGAGUUUGUCAACAUUCUUGCAACCAGGAACACGGACGCUGAUAAUAGUUGGUUGUGGGACAAUCAGCUGGACUUGGCUACAGUACUCUUGGCACUGGUUGAAAAGAAGCGGCGCGAUAUACUCAUUAUGCCAGCAGGUGCCGCGACUAUACUGGCUGGCGUUGGCCUGUGUCUGACCAAUAAAGAAAAGUUCAAAACUCUUGACCGAUCGAUGGAGUCUUAUAAUACGAUGACGCGAAAAGACGUCCGAUGGAUUGUGAUUCCAGUAACGAACGGUAUGGCUAGUCCACAGGAAGUGGAACGUGUCAAAGCCGCGAGAGCCGAAGCCAGGGAGGCUAAGAGGAACAAACAAGCCGUAGAACAAGAGCGGAGAGUCACAGAAGAACCCAUACCAGGGCAAUAUGCGAGUGUUAUAGAUGGAGAAGGUGGAGAUGCGAGAAAUAAGGAAGAGGAAGAGGAAGAGGAAGAGAUGCAAUCUCGCAGCGGCACGCAUUGGGGGUUCAUGGUGAUCGAUAAGGAAAGAAACGAUGCCCGAUGGCUAGACGGCCAUGUCGACGUAAGAAAGAAAGCUAACAAGCACUGGUAUAUACAUAAAAUGGUUCGACAAGGACCGGCGUGGGUUGCUGGAAAGAUUCUCUGCGGAUACGACAAGGUUAUGGAUCUAGAGCGUGGAGGGUUCACGGCAGCCACACUCAAACACGUCCCUCACGAUACUAAGAAUAACAGCUAUGGAGGUGAUGAACACUCGGCAUGUGGCCCAUGGGUAUACUCCAUGCUCAAAUACAUACUCGAUAACGAGAAGUUCCUCACCGAUCCGGGCGGACUUUACAGUGCGUUCAGUUCGAGAUAUAGGAGGAGACAUUCACAAAAAAUGGCGUUCAACUCGCUUCAAACACGUAGGGAUAUGCAGGAGAUUAUUUGCAAAGAGGCUGAUAAGAGACUGGGUGCGGAUGACUUACCGUACAAAAUGAGUGCGCGCAUUGUGCAGAUCCUAGGCCUUCCUAGUACUGGUCAACUAUGCGAUGCGGUCGCAUCCUUGAAUCCGAGUCGGAGGGCCUCGCCUGGACCAGAUGGCAGCAGAAGCUCAAGAAAGGGACCAGACAAUGAUGAUGACGGAAGUGACGACGGUGACGAUGGCUGGCCAGACGAGCAUGAAGGAGUCUCGCGUGCCGACUACCAGGUGUAUUUACAAGAAGGCGAGCCAUACUCCAGGAAACGUCUGGAAGAUGCCGUAGUUGCGUUCAAACAGGGCCAGACUGACCUUCAGCGCAACUUCCAACGAGGGAAGCGUGGAGUUCUUACGAAGAAUCCAGAAUACAAGUUCCCUCAAGGCUUCAGCAAAGAUAACCUACCCGCAUUCGACCAACUGAAGAUGGACAGUGAGGAGCCGUGGUACACAACAUAUGAAGACGACCUCCUCAAGGUUGACGACCAUAGAAGCCUUGCUCUUCAAACAUCCAGAGCGGUGCUCCACAGCAUAUUCAAAGGUAGCUUCAAAGGCGAAAACGCGGCGGUUCUCCGAGAUUACCUGAAAGAUGCGCAUGCUUUCACAUUUCCAGAACGCUCUCAAAACUGGACAUCUGAAACUAUCGCAGAACGUCUAGACCAGACUUACUUAGACCUAGCUCUGCCAUUGUUCGCUUCUUUUUCCGACGCAAGCGUAGACAUCUGGGUCAAGAACUUGCAUCCUACUGCGAAGAGGGUCAUACAAGAUGCCGCACGUGUCACUAGGUACACUAUCGCCCGUGGACUUCUGUAUCGCCUUUUCGUUGGCGAUUUCACAGACAUGACGGACAGGGAUGUCGAUAAGUGGCGCGCGAACGAUCCUCAAAUGUUAGAAGCUGGGAAGCAAAACCGGGAGGUCGCGAGAUGGUGGUUGACAUGGUACUAUUACCAGGGUGAUGCGAUGGAGAAGCUGCCGUAUCUGGCAGAGAGUCCACUGCAUUGGCCGCCACGUGAGCAUCGAGAGGCGCAUGGGCAGAAGAGGAAGAGACGAAGCGAUGAAGUUUAUGGAGGUAAUGCUUCAAACGCAGGCCAGCCUUCGUCCGACCCUGACAAUGCAUCUAAUGUUGCGCAACCAGAUCCGAAAACUAUCCAGUGGGCCACAAUCGACCACGCUAUGCUCAUGAAGCAUGUGAAAAAAGAAAUUCGAGAGGACCCGCGGAUUGGUGAGCUAUCGAACGACUACACGUACAGAGCCAUUCUCUUCGUAAGAAACGGUGGCAAGUUCAAAGAUGAGAAAGAACGUGCUGUUAUCUGGAUACGUGAUAUCAAUGUCUUUACGCUAGGUCACGAGGAUCAAACCCCCAAACGUGACAUCUUUCCCACGAAAGAUGGCAGGCUGGUCAUCCGACCCACAUCGGAAGAGAUCUUGGAGCGAAUGAAGGAGAAGUAUGAGAAGGCCUCUAGCGAGCCUGCGUCGACCGCUACAGGAACACCUCAAGGACGACAAACUUCUAGUGGGUCCCAAGGAUCUCCCGGACCUACAAAUCCUCCAAGAUCUUCAAAUCUUCCGAGGUCUCCAAAUCCUCCAAGGUCUUCAAAUCAGCCAAAGCUCCACGAUGCGGAGAUACUUGGAGACCUGCUUGAAAUGUAUCCCCCAGACUUCACGUAUCCCAUAAAAGCACGACGCCAGGAGUGGAUCAAAACUUUUCCGCCCAAAAUGGCUGCUCGUAUCAAGGACAUGGAUGAGUGGCCACAAAAAGCUGUUCUUCAACAUCUUUUCGGUGGUUUCAAUGCGAUACCCCCACAGCACAGGCGCAUUUGGCGAGAGAAACACCCUCUAUUGGACGAUAACAUGGCAGACGACGAUGUGGCUGGCGCGCUGAGAGAUACCGUCAAAGAGUUUGGUAGUGAGGGCGCAUUAAAGAGUGGAAUUUUGUACUAUCCCGAUUUCUACAUGGCGUGGUUCGAAAAAGAACAUGAGGAAUUAAUAGAGACGUUGAUCAAUGCUAAGAAAGACAGCGGAGAUGGCAACGGCCAAGGCCAAGGCGGCAGAAAAGAGUAUGAAGAUCUCUCUGACGACAACCUUGAGAGCCUCGAGGACUUCGAAAGCGACGGCGCAACAACACAACUAAUAGGUAAAGCCGCUACUCCAGGUGCCAAACGGAAGCGUGCCGAGGCAGAUGCAGCUGCACGGGCAAAGAAGAGGCGUAAGGGCGAAGCCCCAGAGUUCCGCGAUAUGGCAGAGUCUGAUCUCGUCCUUUGGGUCAAGGAACUUCCGUCUGGCUUGAGAAAACCACUGCUUGACGAUAUUGGGGGGAAGUUGAGAGAUUCGAAGGCACAUUACACACGCAUUUACCUCGAGCGCAUUUACAAGAAGACAUUUCAGACUUGGGCUGCCGAGAACCCUUUGACUACUGAGAGCGUGAAAGAGAUCAGGCUAUGGAGGAGAUUGGGAAGAUUUGACACCUGGGACAAGUACUCCAGAAAGAACGAGCAGGGUCUAGAAACAUUUUGCGAAGAGCAGUUAUUUCCACAAACGAGAACGAUUGGAGAAGGAGAGGAGGCAAAGAGGGUGGAUCUGCCGGAUUAUAGUAAUGACAAGGAUAAGUGGCCGAAGGAAUGGAAAUAA